AUGGACACCCUCGGAAAGAUCCAGGACACCCUCUCCGGCGCUUACUCGUCGACGGCCGAAAAGCUCGGCAGCGCCUACGACACGACCUCGUCAACGUUGAGCGAGCUCAGCAACAACAUCUCGGGCGGCAUCAACGAAGCGACGGCUCAGGCACAGACGCAGGCCGAUGCGUUUAGGACGGGGGCGAAGGACUGGUGGGAGGCGUUCACCUCGCAGUUCGUCAAGCCCCAGGAGACAAAGUCGGAGAAUUCGAGCAAGGAAGAAUCCCACACCUUCAAGACGCAGCCUGAGGAGCCUGAGCCUGAGGGUCCCAGUGGAGGUGGCGAAGCUGCUGUAGCCGCUGCGGCGACCGCUGCCGCCUAUGCUGCUUCGGACGACGAUGAGGACAAGCAGGAGAGCUCGUCCGAAUCUCCUGCCGCUCUCGUUCAGCUCACCAAGAAGUUGAUCGAGAUCCGCAACGUCCUGCUCAGUGUUGAUCAGAGUGACGCGCUCAAACUCCCGAGUAUCGUUGUCAUCGGCUCUCAAAGCUCUGGAAAGAGCUCUGUUCUGGAGGCCAUCGUUGGCCAUGAGUUCCUGCCGAAGGGCGACAACAUGGUCACUCGCCGACCUAUCGAGCUGACUCUAAUCCACACACCCCGGAAGCCCGGAGCGAGCGAGCCCGUCGAGUACGGAGAGUUCCCAGACAUCCCACACCUGGGCAAGGUCAGCAACUUUGCGACCAUUCAGAAGACGCUCACGGACCUCAACCUCUCGGUUCCUGCCGAGGAGUGCGUCUCGGACAAGCCGAUCCACCUCAACAUCCACUCCCCCAACGUUCCCGACCUCACUCUCAUUGACCUGCCCGGCUACGUCCAGAUUUCGUCGCUCGACCAGCCCGAGAACCUGAAGGAGAGCAUUUCGGCGCUGUGCGACAAGUAUAUCCGGGAACCGAACAUUAUCCUUGCCGUCUGUGCCGCUGAUGUCGACCUCGCGAACUCUCCGGCUCUGCGUGCGAGCCGCCGUGUCGACCCUCUGGGCACCCGCACCAUCGGCGUAGUGACGAAGAUGGACCUUGUGCCCCCGCAGCAGGGUGCUUCGAUCAUCGGAGGCAACAAGUACCCGCUAAACCUUGGUUACGUCGGUGUUGUUUGCAAGGCUCCGCCGGUCAAGAGCGGGGGCGUCUUUAGCUCCAUGCGCGGCGACAGCGGCACGAUCACGAGGGCGGUUCUCAAGCGCGAGAGCGAGUUCUUCGGUGGAGAGAACGCCGGCUUCUUCAGGGGCUAUUCGAGGACAGGCAAGCCGCUCAUGGUCGGCACCGAUACGCUCCGACGACGCCUCAUGGAUGUGCUGGAGACGAGCAUGGCCUCGUCGCUGCAUGGUAUUACCAAUGCCGUCCAGCUCGAGCUCGAAGAGGCCAACUACCAGUUCAAGGUCCAGUACAACGACCGACGGAUCACCUCCGAGUCAUACGUCGCCGAGACGGUUGAUGCGCUCAAGGCGCGCUUCAAGGAGUACACGUCCCAGUUCAAGAAGCCGGCGGUGCGCGCCAAGCUCACCGACAUGCUGGAGGACAAGGUUAUGGACAUCCUUGAACAGCUGUACUGGAACGACGAGGUACGGGCCCAGGAGCUGUCCCGACUGGGAGAAGACAAGAAGCUGGCGUCAUCGGAGGACAUUGACCCGUAUUGGCGAUACAAGCUGGAGACGGCCUCUUCGCUCCUGACCAAGUCCGGUAUCGGACGCGACUCUACGUCUCGAGUGGCAGACGGCUUACGUGGUCUGAUUGACAGCAUCGCUGCUGGCGAGCCGUUCACAUUCCACCCGGGUGCCUCUGACCGCAUCGUCGACUUUUCUCACGCUAUUCUCCGCGAGCGCAUGGGAGUGACGGCGGACCAGGUGGAGAACUGCAUCAAACCCUACAAGUACGAGGUCGAAAUCGAGCCGAGGGAAUGGGAGCAGGGACGGGAACGCGCGGACCACAAGUUUGCGGAGGAGAUUGUGCUGUGUGACGCCAAAUUGGCCGAGAUCAAGCAGCGCGUGGGCGGCGGAAGGAGGCUGAACGGUCUCGUGAAGCAUGUUUCAGACCUGGAGAAGUGGCAGGAGGAGAAGAAGGCGCGGGCUGCCCUGGGCGACGAGCCGCCUGAGGGCGAGGAUGCGGGCGCCGAGCCGCAGCUCGACGCUUACAAGUAUUCUCCGGCCCAGAUCAUUGACGGCCGACACGCGCUCCUACUCCAGAACCGGCUCGCCCUCCUCAAGGCUCGCCAGCAUGCGAUCCGCUCGAAACGCUGCAAGGCGGGUCCGGAGCAGGCCGCGUUCUGCCCUGAGAUCUUCCUCACCGUUGUUGCCGAGAAGCUCGCGUACACGAGCACAAUGUUCAUCAACAUUGAGCUGCUCGAGCAGUUCUUCUACCAGAUCGACUCCCGCAUCCUGUACGACCUGGACCGCGACGAGAUCAAGAAGUUUGCGCUGGAGAACCCGAAGAUUCGAAAGCAUCUCGAACUGCAGGAGCGAAGGGACAAGCUGGAACAGGUGAGUGCCUUUUGA
This is a messenger RNA of Trichosporon asahii var. asahii CBS 2479, 2523 nucleotides long. Its product is annotated as protein MGM1, precursor. Gene Ontology annotation, molecular function: GTPase activity; microtubule binding; GTP binding. The record is from RefSeq and is a predicted model, not a curated record. Gene Ontology annotation, cellular component: membrane; microtubule; cytoplasm. Lineage: Eukaryota; Fungi; Basidiomycota; Tremellomycetes; Trichosporonales; Trichosporonaceae. The transcript is spliced from 4 exons. Bases 1 to 2523 code for a protein of 840 amino acids.